Molecule: messenger RNA, 1116 nt
Organism: Drosophila mojavensis
Lineage: Eukaryota; Metazoa; Arthropoda; Insecta; Diptera; Drosophilidae
Product: protein obstructor-E
Exons: 2
Coding region: 195-923 (242 amino acids)
Cellular component (GO): extracellular region
Molecular function (GO): chitin binding
Source: RefSeq, a predicted model, not a curated record
AGUGUUGCCGUUGACGUCGCUUGCCAUUUUACCAGUUAAGAUCUGCGUUUUGUAUCUAUCGCAAAACAGUCGAAAUUGUCUGCUCGUUGGCUGCACAUCGCGCUCGCUGCUAGCCUCUCCAAACGUACACGUAGUGCCAAAGGACACUACACUUGAAGGAUAACCACCUACACACACACACAUAAACGUUCAAUAUGGCUAAAAUUAUUAUCAGUGCUUUUUUGUGUCUGGCCAUGUUUGGCUCGUUGGCCCUUGGCUCGCCCGAGUGUCCCUCGCCCAACGGACGCUUCGCAUCCGGUGACCAGUGCGAUGCCUACACGGAGUGCCAGGACGGUGUGCCUGUGGAGAAACUCUGCCCGGACGGACUGCUCUUCCACCAGCGCACCAAGUCGACGGGCGAAUGCACCUAUGCGCCCUACUCCACCUGCAAGGAGCGCACUCGUCUGCAGCCUGCGAACGGCACAGAGGAGUGCCCACGUCAGUUCGGCUUCUAUCCGAAUGGGGAUGAGACCAAGUGCGGUGUCUAUCGCAACUGCGCCCAUGGCGUGGCCAGCCUGACCAAGUGCCCCGAGGGCUUGGCCUUCAACGAGGAGACCUACCAGUGCGACUGGCCCGAUCUAGUGGCCAGCUGCAACGCUGAGGCCUAUCUCGGCUUCAACUGCCCCGCGUCGGAACUGGUCGAUGGUGUUGCUCCCGAAGUGGAUGUCAGUCCCGAGGGUGAGCUGCGCUACUAUCGCCACCCGCAGACGUGCAAGAAGUAUUUCGUCUGCGUCAAUGGACAUCCGCGCCUCUACAGCUGCGGCAAAUACCUGGCCUUCAAUGCCCAGUCGAAGCUCUGCGACUUCUACAGCAAGGUGCCCGAGUGCUACGCCCUGCUCAAGGAGAAACAGAAGCUGAAGGCCGAACGCAAGGCCUUGCUGUAAACCCUAUAUAUCGGGAGUAAAGAGUUGAAGAGGUAGAGGCUGACCCUCAGAGAGGCUGACUCGCUCCUUUGUAAGUGAACAGACUUGUGCAGCUUUGUUUCAUAGACACCUAUCCUUACCCACUAGCAUAGCGUAUAUUUGUCUAUUGAAUAAAAUAAUAAAUCUACACACUAACGUCUUUUGUAAAAAAGUA